This is a messenger RNA of Loxodonta africana (African savanna elephant), 5093 nucleotides long. It is a transcript of the gene ZNF25, whose product is annotated as zinc finger protein 25. Gene Ontology annotation, biological process: regulation of transcription by RNA polymerase II. Gene Ontology annotation, molecular function: DNA-binding transcription factor activity, RNA polymerase II-specific; RNA polymerase II cis-regulatory region sequence-specific DNA binding. The transcript has 6 exons. NCBI's taxonomy places the organism in Eukaryota, Metazoa, Chordata, Mammalia, Proboscidea, Elephantidae. The record is from RefSeq and is a predicted model, not a curated record. Bases 1292 to 2641 code for a protein of 449 amino acids.
CUUUAAGUAGUCGCCAUUUCUUGUCUCUCGCCCCAGGGGGUAGGACGCUGGAAGCUCCUGUUUUCCGCGGUGUGGCAGAGGGCGGGGCCGGGACUCUGCGCGGGCUGGGAGCCGAGGCGGAGCCCUAGGCCGGGCCCCAGCAGGUGUGGCCAGGCCCUGCAGGUGUGUCAAAGGUUGUGCUGAGGUCUGGGGAUAGGGGAGACGGGCCUUCGCAACUGGGCGGAGUCAGAGACCCUGGAAUCCCCGCCUCCUCCUGGGCUCCCUGACGUUCUUCGGGGUAGAGGGGAGCUGGAGACCGGUAGGCUGGGGGUUCGGGGCCAAGGCGGGUCGGGGCGAGGAGGCCGCCUAUCUGCGUUCCCGAGCCUUUCGAGCAGCGGUGUUUUGCCGCUAGCGUGAGAGGCGGCCCGAGGGAGGCCAGAGGCCACGGGGAGAAAAGCGGGCACGGAGCAGCUAAGGAAAACGACCUCUGUGACGCGAAUCCGCGAUCCGCCACGUAAGGCAGGGGUCUGCAGUGCUGGCUGGUUGAGAUGGGGCUUUUUAAAACCCGAGAGACCUGGGCUUAUAUCCAGCGUCUGCCAGGCACUGGGCAGGAUAAUCUCGAGGCGACUCAGAUACGCGUCUGUGAAGUGAGGCUGUUAUUAACCUGUUGUUAGGUGCCGUGGGGUCGCUUCCGACUGACAGCGGCCCUGUGUACAGCAGAAGGAAGCACUGCCGGGUUCUGCGCCGCCCUCACAGUCGUUGCUGUGUUUUGAGCCCAUCUUUCCAGCCACUGUCGUUAUAUAGUAUAACUUCUAACGUCGUUUUCUGUGUUAAGUAGGAUAGUUUAUAAAGCACAAGGACUGAAUAAAGGCGAGCUUUUAUUAUUACGAGGCAUGCUGUUUUCAUUUUUGAAUCAUUUAAUCAUAAAACCACCCUUCUCGCUAUUACCAUGUUCAUUUUAAUAAAUAAGAGAACUAAAGGUUCAGAGAAAAAUAAAAUUGACUUACCCAGUGUUCUACUUGGUAGGAGCCCUGGCGCAAUGCUUAAGUGCUCAAGGGCUAGGCUGCAAACUGACAGGUUGGCUGCUUGAACCCAUCAGCUCCUGGGGGGUGGGGUGGGUGGAGAAAGACCCAGACAUCUGCUUCCAUAAAGAUUACAGCCUAGGAAACACUAUGGGGCAGCACUACUUGCGGCAUAGUAUCACUGAGUCUGAAUUGACUUGAGGGCGCACAACAACGAUGACAGCAACGGUGGAGUAGCUUCCCCUGCUCUGUCUUCGUAGUUUCUAGCCUUUUCCAAGAGCAGCAGAAAAAUGAACAAAUUUCAGGGACCAGUGACAUUAAGGGAUGUUCUUGUGGAAUUCACCCGAGAAGAGUGGCGAUUACUGAAUCCUGCUCAGAAGACCCUGUACAGGGAUGUGAUGCUGGAAAACUAUAGUCACCUAGUCUCAGUGGGUUAUCAUGUGAAUAAGCUAAAUAAGGUCUUGAAGUUGAAGCAAGGAAAAGAGCCAUGGAUAUUAGAAUUUCCACGUCAAGGCUACCCUGAAGGCCCAUGGAAUACUGAUGACCUAGGAACAAGGUACCAAGAAAGCCAAGAUGAAAAUUCAAGGAAUGGAGAACUCACAGAACAUCAGAAAACUCAUACCAGAGAGAAAACCUGUGAUUGUAAUGAAUGUGGAAAGUCCUGCCAGAAAUCUACCCUCAUCCUACAUCAGCGUUCUCAUUCAGAGGACAAACCACAUGAGCGUGGUGAACAUGGGAAAUCUUUCUCUAGGAAUGGUGACAUCGCAGUACCUCAGAAGACCCACACCAGAGAGAAAACCUAUGAAUGUAAAGAAUGUGAGAAAACCUUCUAUCACCUGUCAUCUCUCAGUAGGCAUAUGAGAACUCAUGUAGGGGAGAAACCCUAUGAAUGUAAUCAGUGUGGGAAAACCUUCUACCAGAAGCCACACCUCACAGAACAUCAGAAAACACACACAGGGGAGAAACCCUUUGAAUGUAAGGAAUGUGGGAAGUUCUUCUAUGUGAAGGCAUACCUCAUGGUACACGAGAAAACACACACAGGGGAGAAACCCUAUGAAUGUAAGGAAUGCAGGAAAGCCUUUUCCCAGAAGUCACACCUCACGGUACAUCAGAGAACACACACAGGGGAGAAACCCUAUAAAUGUAAGGAAUGUGGGAAAUCCUUCUCUAGGAAUACACACCUCAAAACCCAUCAGAGAACUCACACAGGAGAGAAACCCUAUGAAUGUAGUGAAUGUAAAAAAUCCUUCUACCAGAAGUCAGCCCUCACAGUACAUCAGCGAACUCACACAGGAGAGAGACCCUUUGAAUGUAAUAAAUGUGGAAAAAAUUUCUAUUAUAAAUCAGACCUCACUAAACAUCAGAGAAAACACACAGGGGAGAAGCCUUAUGAAUGUCAUGAAUGUGGUAAGUCUUUCUCUGUGAAUUCAGUCCUCAGAUUACAUCAGAGGACUCACACAGGAGAAAAACCCUAUGAAUGUAAGGAAUGUAGGAAAUGCUUCUCUCAGAAGUCACAUUUUAUUGUACAUCAGAGAAAGCACACAGGAGAGAAACCCUAUGAAUGUGAGGAGUGUGGGAAAACCUUUAUCCAGAGGUCAGAACUCACAGUACAUCAAAAGACACACACAGGAAAAAAAUAGUAUGAAUUAGGAAAUUGAUCCUGCCUGAAAUCAUUCUUUGGAAUAACCAGAUAAUUCCACACAAGAGAUAAACCUUAUGAAUAUUAUCAAUGUGGGAAUAUUUUCAGCCACAAUUUUUCAACAAACACAGAGAAAAAUUCUGUGAAUUUAUAAAAGAAUUUACUAAAUAUCCAAAAACAUGGAUGGCAGAAACUCUACCAAUGUUAAACAUGAGGAAAAGGCUUCUUUCAAAAGUCAAGCCUUAUUAUACAACAUAGAUACCACACAGGAGAGAAAUCCUAUUAAUAAAAUUAAUGUCAUAAAGUUUUCUGUCAGGUCAGCCGUUACUAAACAUCUGAGAACUCACAUAGAUGAGACAUUCCUAUCAGUAUCCUAAGUAUUCAGAAACCUUUAUGCACAAGGCAGAUUCAUAUAUUAGAGAACUCAAGGGAGAUGAAUGCAGAGAUUGUGACAAAUAUAGAAGCCUUUAUCAAGAAGUGAUGUUUCAUUGAAUGUCAGAUUACUGAUACUGGGAUGAAACCUUUAUAGGUAUUUUAAAUAUCUGAAAGCUUUUUAACAAAAACUCAGAGAUACAAUGUACUGAGUAAAACAGUUAUACUAGAAGUUAUGUUGCAGAUCUGAUUCCAAGUUUAUUUCAAAGAAACUUGCAAGUGUCUGGAUAUAUGACCCAUUUUUAGAGCACAAGUAAAUUGAAUAAUCAGGCAACAGCAUGUAGCACAGGUGAAGAGUCCUUUAGUGUGUGUGUGAGUGUGUUAUGUUGUGUGUUUGUUAUGCAUGUGAACUCGUCCAUGAUUGUGCAUAGGAAAUAUGUAACCUUAGUUCAAUAACUAUUAUUAUGUGUAUGAAGAUGCUUCGUAUUAAAUCUCAGCAGUGACUCCUGUUGUUAAUAUAAAAAACGCACUUUAAGUGAAAUAUUCUUUUAAAAUUAUAAUGCAUCUUUUUCUCUUAUUUCCUGGCAAAUUAAUGGAUUUGGACAUUGUUACUGAAUUAAUCCUUCAAAAAGGAGCUAUACAAACGUUUUUAUAAAAUUUCCAACUGCCUCAUCAUGAACCACAUUUUGCAUGAGGGGCUGAUUUAUUUAUAGAAAAAACCUGAGUUGAUACGUUUAUAUGCUGCUGAAAACAGCAAUAUUUAUUGCACUGUACAGCAUAAAACUAAAUAGUGCUGUAUAAAGAAAUAUUAUUGUAAUGCUGAUGAUUUAGUAGGGUGCAAAGCUGUCUGCCUUUGUAUUUAGUAUAUGAGAGUUCUAAAUGUUCUUCGCUACCUUUUUCUAACUAGUAUAAGCAACAUGGCGUAGUGAGUAAGAGUGUGGACUUUAGACUCCUGCCUAAACUCAAAUUCCUGAAUGGGGGCAUAGCACUUAACCUCUCUGUGCCUCAGUUUCCUUUUCUAUAAAAGAGUAAUGAUAGUAAUAACAUCUCAGGAUGUUUUGAGGCCUAAAUGAGUUAAUAUUGUUAAAGCACUUAGAAUAGUGUCUGGGAUACAGGAAGAGCUAUAUGUUAAAUAUUACCAUAAUAGUUCCUCUUUCUUGUGUUAUACUGCACUUUUUUUCCCCCAGAGUAACACCCCACUUUAUUGCCGGAAGUGCCUUGAUUUGAUGUGGUUGUCUGUUUUUCCCAUAAGUGAUUUGGUAGCAAAUCCUAAUUAAAGUCAGGGGUUGGCAAACUACAGCCAUGGGCCAAAUGUGGCUCAUUGCCUGUAUUUGUAGUCUGCAAGCUAAGAAUGGUUUUACAUUGAAAAUACUAAUAUUUUGUGAUGUGAAAAUUAUAUGAAAUUUAGUGUCCAUAAAUAAGGUUUUAUUAGAACAAUAACACAAAAUAACAUUUAUUUAUGAAUUGUCUAGGGCUGCCUUCACUCUACAAUGGCAUAAUUGAGCAAUUGUGACAGACCAUCAUAUGGCCUACCAAAUCUAAGAUAUUUACCAUCUACCUUUACAAAAUAAAUUUGCCAACCCCUUAUCUAAGCUAAUCACGGGAAGCCUAUUAUCAGUGAUUCAUUUAUGGUGGGCAUAUGACCUGAAUCUCGCCAACAAAGUAUUUAAGACAUAUUGUGAAGUACUUUGGGGAAGACGUAUGUUACUGCUAUGUCUGGACAUGGUGUCUCUUUGCAUCUUAUUACCCCUGUGGAUAGAAGAACAGAAAAGGGCUAAGUACUUAGAUGAAUGAUGAUGACACUGAAGUGUAGCAUUUCCCAACCCUUGAGCUAUAUAGUAUUUAGGGGAUUUUUGUGAUGUUAGAUCAUAAAUUUUCUGAAAUUUUUAAAAGCAAAUUAGGCUAAAGUUUUCUGUUACAUAGAGCUGAAAAACAUUGCAACUAAUGUAGAAGUAUACUUUUAUAAAUGUUAUGUGUUUCAGAAACGAUGCAUGCAGCAACUUAUGGGUCAGUAGUUUCUCUGAAGUAUGUUUACAUGUUAAAAGCCUAUGUAUUAGAAAUAAAAAUUUUGUUCAAAGAAA